Molecule: messenger RNA, 1039 nt
Organism: Suncus etruscus (white-toothed pygmy shrew)
Lineage: Eukaryota; Metazoa; Chordata; Mammalia; Eulipotyphla; Soricidae
Gene: BPHL
Product: biphenyl hydrolase like
Exons: 7
Coding region: 14-871 (285 amino acids)
Source: RefSeq, a predicted model, not a curated record
CGAGCGAGGAGUGAUGUCGGCGCUGGCGCGGGCUGCGAGCGCUCGGCGGCUGCGGCUCCUCCUGGCGAGCGCGAAGCCCGCGACGCUCGCGGCCGCGUGCGGCACCUCCAUGGCCUCCUCCAAAGUGACCGUGAACGGCGUCCAGCUCCACUACCAGCGCGUGGGCGAGGGUGACCAUGCUGUCCUGCUGAUGCCCGGGAUGCUGGGGUGUGGACAGACAGACUUCAUGCCUCAGAUCCAGAAAUUGAAUAGGAAGCUUUUCACCGUGGUGGCCUGGGACCCUCGGGGCUACGGCCACUCCAGGCCCCCCGACCGAGACUUCCCACCAGACUUUUUUGAAAGGGAUGCAAAGGACGCCAUUGAUCUGAUGAAGGCGCUGAACUUCCAGAAGGCCUCCCUGCUGGGCUGGAGCGACGGAGGCAUCACAGCCCUCAUCGCCGCCGCCAGGUUCCCCUCUUUCAUCCACAAGAUGGUCAUCUGGGGAGCCAACGCCUACGUGACCCAGGAGGACAUCCAGCUCUAUCAGGGCAUCCGGGACGUUUCCAGGUGGAGCGAGAAGACACGGAAGCCUCUAGAAGACCUCUAUGGCCGGGAGUACCUCGCCAGUACCUGCGAGAAGUGGGUGGACGGGAUAGGACAGUUCCAGCAUCUUCCUGACGGGAACAUCUGCCGCCACCUGCUGUCCCUGGUGCAGUGCCCAACGCUGAUCGUGCACGGCGAGAAGGACCCCCUGGUCCCGCGCUUCCACGCCGACUUCAUCCACAAGCACGUGGCUGGUUCCCGGUUGCACCUGAUCCCAGAAGGCAAGCACAACCUGCACUUACGGUUUGCUGACGAAUUCAACAAACUCGUCGAAGACUUCCUGCAAUGAAAGGGUCCGAGCAAAGCCAGUGGCAGCGGCGGCAGGAUUCCUCGAGCCGCCCCGGCCCACCCCUCACUGCCUGAAUCAAGGUUUGAGUCCUCAAUCAUAGUUGUCAAAAGCAAAGGGGGGGGGGCAGAGCAAUGGUCCAGUGGAGCUGGAAGCUUGCCUCGAACGUGA